Molecule: messenger RNA, 4236 nt
Organism: Syngnathus acus (greater pipefish)
Lineage: Eukaryota; Metazoa; Chordata; Actinopteri; Syngnathiformes; Syngnathidae
Gene: sim1a
Product: SIM bHLH transcription factor 1a
Exons: 12
Coding region: 268-2463 (731 amino acids)
Biological process (GO): regulation of transcription by RNA polymerase II
Cellular component (GO): nucleus; cytoplasm; transcription regulator complex
Molecular function (GO): RNA polymerase II transcription regulatory region sequence-specific DNA binding; DNA-binding transcription factor activity, RNA polymerase II-specific; protein dimerization activity
Source: RefSeq, a predicted model, not a curated record
GUCUACUUUGCUCCAUUAAUUCACUUGGGAUGCGGACCGGCCGAUGCUCAGAAUUUUGGACAUUUUGACCACUUUCAACAACGAACUCUGUUUAGCCAGAAUUUAGACGUGCCUCUGCCGAGAAUCUCAAAAGAUCCCUUGGAGAUGUGAUGAAUUCCUUUCUGCUGCUGCUGCGGACCUGAGGCCGGAUCUUCUCUCACGUCCGUGGGCGACGCUGCUGUAAGGGAAUGCGGCGAGACUUUUCUACGUAAAAUCAAAAACGACACUAUGAAGGAGAAAUCGAAAAAUGCUGCCCGGACUCGACGGGAAAAGGAGAACAGUGAAUUUUAUGAAUUGGCCAAACUGUUGCCGCUCCCCUCGGCCAUCACAUCCCAGCUGGAUAAAGCCUCCAUCAUCCGCUUGACGACAAGCUACCUCAAAAUGAGAAUAGUUUUUCCUGAAGGCCUUGGUGAGUCAUGGGGCCAUGUGAGCCGGAGCUCUCUAGAUGGGGUCAGCCAGGAAUUGGGUUCACACCUUCUACAGACAUUGGAUGGCUUUAUUUUUGUGGUUGCUCCAGAUGGGAAAAUAAUGUACAUAUCGGAAACAGCCUCGGUCCAUUUGGGUCUGUCUCAGGUUGGUUUAACAAAGGUAGAGUUGACAGGAAACAGCAUCUUUGAAUACAUUCAUCCUGCAGACCAUGAUGAAAUGACAGCAGUCCUCACAGCACACCAGCCUUACCAUUCACACUUUGUCCAAGAAUAUGAGAUGGAGCGCUCAUUCUUUCUGAGAAUGAAAUGUGUCCUUGCUAAAAGGAAUGCUGGGCUCACAUGUGGCGGUUACAAGGUGAUUCACUGCAGUGGCUACUUGAAAAUCCGCCAGUACAGCUUGGACAUGUCCCCAUUUGACGGCUGCUAUCAGAACGUUGGGCUGGUGGCAGUCGGUCACUCGUUACCACCCAGUGCGGUCACGGAGAUCAAACUGCAUAGCAACAUGUUCAUGUUUAGAGCCAGUCUGGACAUGAAGCUCAUCUUCCUCGACUCGCGGGUUGCAGAGCUUACAGGCUAUGAGCCACAAGAUCUCAUAGAGAAGACCCUCUAUCAUCAUGUCCACAGCUGUGACUCCUUCCAUCUGCGCUGUGCACAUCAUUUGCUUCUUGUGAAAGGGCAAGUCACCACUCGGUACUAUCGUUUCUUGGCCAAACAUGGUGGCUGGGUGUGGGUUCAGAGUUACGCAACCAUCGUACACAACAGUCGCUCCUCCAGACCGCACUGCAUCGUCAGCGUCAACUACGUCCUCACGGAGACAGAGUAUAAAGGCUUCCAGCUCUCUCUGGAUCAGGUCAUGUCCAAGGCCUCUUUCCCUUUUAGCAGCAAUACAGUGAGCAGUCUUAGCGAGACAGGUAGAGCCAAUAAGAGCAGGUUAUCUCGCCCUAAAACCAAAGCAAGACUUUCCCCCUACAGUCAGUAUCCAAGUUUUCAGACAGAGCGGUCAGAUUCAGAUCAGGACAGUCCCUGGAGGGGAAGCCCUCUUACUGACACAGCCUCCCCACAGAUGCUAGAGACAAAUGAAGGCAUGGAUACCUCCUGCGUGUACAAGCAGUUUGCUGAUCCUGGUCCGCUGUGCUACAGUGUGUCUGAAGAGCAGCAUCGUACUGGCGAUGGUCACAAACAAGUCCAUGUGCAUGCUCAAAGUCAAAAUUGUGAGAGGGGUCGAUGUGAGGCAGGGCGAUAUUUCCUUGGAGCGCCUCCUGGCAGUAUGCCACAUAUUGCAGCAGUCCACAGUUACAAUGGUCGGAAUCAUUGGGAUGAGGACAGUCUGGUGAGCUCUUCAGAUCGAAAAUCCACCAGUGAUUCAGGAGAUCGCCAGCGAACUGACCAGUUCAGUGUGAGCCCACAGGAACCCAGAAAAAUGGAAUCACUAAUACGAGCAACACAAUAUAUGAUUAAGGAGGAAGAAAGUCGGCUUCAGCUCCGAAAGGUUCAUCCAGACACUCCACUGGGCCAGCUCAACGGACUGUUAAACACCGGCGGUCACCGCUGUACCUCAGAGUAUACUCAAAAGCCAAUACAGGCUGUGGUGUGUCGCGGUUUGAGUCAUGUGAUUAGCCCGGUGCACAGCCCCGCCCAAUUGUCAAGGGUAAGUCCAGGGUCCGAAAGCCUCACCAAGUCCAAAGACUACCUCCAGUCAGACCCGGGCACACGUUCUUUUCAAUUACAUUACCCAUUUGGUCGACCAGGCCCAUGUUCAGAUUCUCCCACCCCAGCGCCAGCUCUGUAUCCACCCCACUCCCACUUUCGGCCAUACUUGGAAAAGCAUACUCCCUAUCCCCUGACAGGCUAUGCUCUUGAAAACCUCUAUGACCAGGAGAGUCUCCGAGGCUACUGCACCUCUGCCAGCACGGACACGACCCCUCACCUCCGCAUGCCGGCAGAACAGACACCCGGUCACAAAGGCACCUCUGUCAUUAUCAGCAAUGGCAGCUAACACUCAUUUUACACAUGCACUGGGAUUUAUGUCAAUAAGCCCUUGUGACUGGCUAGUUAGCCCACAUAAAACAUCACUGUUUUAAUUCUUGGUUCCCUAUGCGUAUCAUGUUGAAGAUUUGGUCCUAGUAGGCCACUUGUAACAUUUGAGAGGUGUACAUCUCUUACACUAUGUUAUUACCUAAUCUUAGGAUUUGCCUAAUUAUCACAAUAAUAAUAAUCAAUAUGCGAACAAUAAGAUCUCAUACGUGACUGUUAGACUGCACAUUUGAGGCCCUCCGCACACAGAGCGACACGACCGAAUGACAAUAAACUCUAGCACACUGUAUGAGAAUCUGAAAGUAGUUUUAAUGAAUGGUAGAAUGUUGGCUACCAGUUUUGUUAUGAAUUCAAAUCUAAAUUGCAGGUGAACAGUAUUGCAAUCUCUCUGAUUUAAUGGCCAAAAAAAAAAAAAAACGCUAAAUUGUUUCACAUCAUCUUGAAAAAAGACAUUUCACGGUAUGAAGUGUCAGCCAACAGGCCAAUAACGAUACAGUAAAACAGUAAAUGUUGUGUGUAAUUUUAUUUAUAAUUCCAUAUGUAUCUGUGGUUAAAAAUUGAAGUGUGGCGAGUCACCUAAAAUGUGCUAGUGCAGCCAAUAGCCUCUCAGAUAUUCAUAAUAUCCACUACAGCAUCCAGGGCAAUAUGAUUCUUCCUUAAUAAUCCCACCGUGUUGAUAUAGUAUGAUAUAGUCCCAGUUAUGAUGUGGUGCCUCAAAACAUUCUUUCCUGGUAAGACCACCAGGGGUCACGGUUUUCCCAUUACAAAGUGUUAUUGGGAUCACUUAGUGUUUUGCGACUGUUUAGUUCAGUUGUUUUUGGUCACAUCGCUUAGUGUGCGGCGGCCCUAAUAAACACUUUAGUCCUUCAAAUACGCACCAGGACUGACUGCUAAAUUUGCUUUCAAUCUUUGCUUUGCAGUGUACUGGACUUGAGGAUUUACAUAUUUCAUGAAUUUUGUGGGGGAGUAACUGUGCAAACAGUGCCAAGAAGUAGUAGAAGCACUAUUACUGACUUAAAAAUUACUACCAUACGUAGAGUAUAACAAUCUGAGAGUCAUUCUCAUAGUUGGGGUCGUUUUAGUACAUUUUAAGUCCAGGUAAAGUUCAAAUAAGCAUGUCAUGUAAAUUUGACACGCCACAGUCAAGAGGUUUGUUAACAACCCUGCCAAAAUUAGACAAUUAAAGAAAUUGCUAAAUACGUAACAUGAGGCUAUAAAAUAUGGAACAUGGUUAUAUUAGUGUAGUGAAAUCAUAUUGCUGGCGUAAAGUGGAAUCCUUGUACUACAUCCAAAUCACUUUUUACGUCAUUGGUUAUAAUUUGUAUAAAUACUAAUAAUAGUAUAGAUUUGUGGGGGAAAAAUAUGACACAACAAAUUGAGAAAUAGGAGGUUUUAGCCAAAUGCCAGCGGUUUGACCAGUUUAAAUAACAAGAACUGCUUCACUGGGAAAGAUGCCUGAAGCAACCAAACUGGUACUUUGUGACUGAGUUUAUACCCAGAUUUCUUUUUUUAGUAAACUUAUGAGCAAAAAAUAUGUGCUGAGCCUCUCAAAGCUAUUUAUGCGGUCCUGUAAAUAGACUCAAUUGAUAGGUUCAACAUGUUUUUGCACGAGCAAAAUGUAAUCAUCAAAAUGUUUCUUUAUUGAUUGAAACACUGCUACAAUCAACCCAAAAUUUAUUUGUGUGUACAACUGAGUGUGUUUCUUUAAAAAAUAAAAUAAGAUUGCAGAGAUUAA